Molecule: messenger RNA, 6331 nt
Organism: Pongo pygmaeus (Bornean orangutan)
Lineage: Eukaryota; Metazoa; Chordata; Mammalia; Primates; Hominidae
Gene: SLC6A17
Product: solute carrier family 6 member 17
Exons: 12
Coding region: 465-2648 (727 amino acids)
Biological process (GO): L-leucine transport; glycine transport; sodium ion transmembrane transport
Cellular component (GO): synaptic vesicle; plasma membrane
Source: RefSeq, a predicted model, not a curated record
AGGGAACAGUGCGCGCAGCGCUCCGCCCAGCUCCGUUCCGCUCCGCAGAGCCGGCGCGGCCAGGGCGCAGGGAGGGCGGCACUCGGCCCCUGUCUUCGCAAUCCCGCGCGCUGUCUCCGCCGUGGGACCUGGGUCCCCGCGCCGCUCCUCUGAGCCCCGAGCGCGCGGCGGGCGGGAGCCAGGUUGGGACUGGUGGUGAGGCAGGGAGUGAGGAGCGAGCGGUGUCGCGUGCGCCGGCGCGCAGCUCCGGGUAGCCCCAGCCCCAGCCGGGGGCCUGUGGCCCGGGGGAGGAGCUGUGCGUCCGCGACCCGUCGGGGACCGCAGCUGCUCGGCCGGAGUGCACGGGCCGAGUCUGCGCGACUACCCACGCGUGACAGGUCCCUGGAUGAGAAGGAGCUGACAGCAGCUGAAUUCUAUCUUCUCUGUGUGCUGGGGAGCAGGGCUACACGGCCCAGGUGGCAUCAAUGCCGAAGAACAGCAAAGUGACCCAGCGUGAGCACAGCAGUGAGCAUGUCACUGAGUCGGUGGCCGACCUGCUGGCCCUCGAGGAGCCUGUGGACUAUAAGCAGAGUGUACUGAAUGUGGCUGGUGAGGCAGGCAGCAAGCAGAAGGCGGUGGAGGAGGAGCUGGACGCAGAGGACCGGCCGGCCUGGAACAGUAAGCUGCAGUACAUCCUGGCCCAGAUUGGCUUCUCUGUGGGCCUUGGCAACAUCUGGAGGUUCCCCUACCUGUGCCAGAAAAAUGGAGGAGGUGCUUACCUGGUGCCCUACCUGGUGCUGCUGAUCAUCAUCGGGAUUCCCCUCUUCUUCCUGGAGCUGGCUGUGGGUCAGAGGAUCCGCCGCGGCAGCAUCGGUGUGUGGCACUAUGUAUGUCCCCGCCUGGGGGGCAUCGGCUUCUCCAGCUGCAUAGUGUGUCUCUUUGUGGGGCUGUAUUAUAACGUGAUCAUCGGGUGGAGCAUCUUCUAUUUCUUCAAGUCCUUCCAGUAUCCGCUGCCCUGGAGUGAAUGUCCUGUCGUCAGGAAUGGGAGCGUGGCAGUGGUGGAGGCAGAGUGUGAAAAGAGCUCAGCCACUACCUACUUCUGGUACCGAGAGGCCUUGGACAUCUCUGACUCCAUCUCGGAGAGUGGGGGCCUCAACUGGAAGAUGACCCUGUGCCUCCUCGUGGCCUGGAGCAUCGUGGGGAUGGCUGUUGUUAAGGGCAUCCAGUCCUCGGGGAAGGUGAUGUAUUUCAGCUCCCUCUUCCCCUAUGUGGUGCUGGCCUGCUUCCUGGUCCGAGGGCUGUUGCUGCGAGGGGCAGUUGAUGGCAUCCUACACAUGUUCACUCCCAAGCUGGACAAGAUGCUGGACCCCCAGGUGUGGCGGGAGGCAGCCACCCAGGUCUUCUUUGCCUUGGGCCUGGGCUUUGGUGGUGUCAUUGCCUUCUCCAGCUACAACAAGCAGGACAACAACUGCCACUUCGAUGCCGCCUUGGUGUCCUUCAUCAACUUCUUCACGUCAGUGUUGGCCACCCUUGUGGUGUUUGCUGUGCUGGGCUUCAAGGCCAACAUCAUGAAUGAGAAGUGUGUGGUCGAGAAUGCUGAGAAAAUCCUAGGGUACCUUAACACCAACGUCCUGAGCCGGGACCUCAUCCCACCCCACGUCAACUUCUCCCACCUGACCACAAAGGACUACAUGGAGAUGUACAAUGUCAUCAUGACCGUGAAGGAGGACCAGUUCUCAGCCCUGGGCCUUGACCCCUGCCUUCUGGAGGACGAGCUGGACAAGUCCGUGCAGGGCACAGGCCUGGCCUUCAUCGCCUUCACUGAGGCCAUGACGCACUUCCCCGCCUCCCCGUUCUGGUCCGUCAUGUUCUUCUUGAUGCUUAUCAACCUGGGCCUGGGCAGCAUGAUCGGGACCAUGGCGGGUAUCACCACGCCCAUCAUCGACACCUUCAAGGUGCCCAAGGAGAUGUUCACAGUGGGCUGCUGUGUCUUUGCAUUCCUCGUGGGGCUGUUGUUCGUCCAGCGCUCUGGAAACUACUUUGUCACCAUGUUCGAUGACUACUCGGCCACCCUGCCACUCACUCUCAUCGUCAUCCUUGAGAACAUCGCUGUGGCCUGGAUUUAUGGAACCAAGAAGUUCAUGCAGGAGCUGACGGAGAUGCUGGGCUUCCGCCCCUACCGCUUCUAUUUCUACAUGUGGAAGUUCGUGUCUCCGCUAUGCAUGGCUGUGCUCACCACAGCCAGCAUCAUCCAGCUGGGGGUCACGCCCCCGGGCUACAGCGCCUGGAUCAAGGAGGAGGCUGCCGAGCGCUACCUGUAUUUCCCCAACUGGGCCAUGGCGCUCCUGAUCACCCUCAUCAUCGUGGCGACGCUGCCAAUCCCUGUGGUGUUUGUCCUGCGGCACUUCCACCUGCUCUCUGAUGGCUCCAACACCCUCUCCGUGUCCUACAAGAAGGGCCGCAUGAUGAAGGACAUCUCCAACCUGGAGGAGAACGAUGAGACCCGCUUCAUCCUCAGCAAGGUGCCCAGUGAGGCACCUUCCCCCAUGCCCACUCACCGUUCCUAUCUGGGGCCCGGCAGCACAUCGCCCCUGGAGACCAGCGGUAACCCCAAUGGACGCUAUGGGAGCGGCUACCUCCUGGCCAGCACCCCUGAGUCGGAGCUGUGACCACUGCCCCAGCCCUGCCCGCCUCUCCCCCCAACGCUCAACCUGCCCAUUUGUCCAGGCCUGGCCUCUUCCUUGAGGUGGCCACCAGGCCCAGGCCAGGCCCUUUGCCCAAGAAGAGAGGGUCUGCCCUGCCUCACUCCCCUCUUCAGUCCCAGUAGACUCUGCUCCCUAGCCCUGAGCAGGAGGCUGGAAGCAGCUCUGUUUCCCAAUUUAGGACCCCACUCAUCUAGCCCUCCAAGAGCCUCCGCCAAUUGCAGCCAUGUAAUUGGAACAACCCAUCAGUCCUGCUUCCCAGUCCAUGGGAGAUUCCAAGUGGCCACUGCAGUAGUUGCUCACCUCCCUCUCUCCCUGUAACUUGCCACCUGCAGUUCUUACGGCUCUGGGGUUCCCUGAACUGCCAGAUGGUGGUGGUGAGAAGCCUUGGGGCCGGGGAAGGAGAGCGGACUUUGGCUCACUCUGCCAUGAGAACAGGACACCAUCCUGCCCAGCCCAGACGGGGUUGCUCCUGGUCCAAGAGGCUACCUGCUUGAAGGCGGAGGGUGGGAGCAGGUGUGCCAGGGCUCAGGGCUCAGACUUGGGAGGGCCUAGGCAGAAGCCCCAAGUUCUGUUUUCUGAAGUAUGUGCUGCCCUCAGCUUCAGCAUGAGCCUUGGUAGCAGAAGGUGAGGAACCUCCUCUGCCCUGGUCCCUGGGUGGAAUCUUCCCAUGUCCUUAGCCCUGCCUGGGGUGGGUGGUGUGUGCUCCUGCAUCUUGUCUGGGAGUGCAGUGACCGGGACCAGAACCUUCCUCACCUCAAUUAGGGCUUAGCCAUCUCCCUGUCCCCAGCACCCCUCCCCAGCCCACAGUGGUGGCCUCUGCCUCUUUCCUGGAGAGAGAAGGAUAGUGCAAGGAGAGGUUUCCAGAGCACAAAUUGUUGGUUCCUAGCACAAAUUAGAUGGUUUGGAGCACAGUUGUGAAGCACACUCCCCUCCCUCCUCACCUGGGGUCCAAUGUUCUGUCUAGUGGCAGCUUUUCCCCUGGAACAGGGGUCCCCAGAGUUCAGGGGCUUAUCCCCAGGAACCCUCAUUCCUGGGGAAAGACAGAGAAUUUCACUGCCCCUUUGAGCCGCCACUCACUCUCCUUAUUACACAAGCACAGCCACCCAGUGUGCACAUCAUGUGCAGACACCGUGGAAACCUUUCUCAAGCCUUCCUGGCCCAUAGUAGCCAGUGCCACAGGCAGUGCUGUGGACAGUAGAGGCUGCCAAAGGCAAGGGCUGGUCUUCAGGAUGGAGGCCAGCCUGUGCAGAAGGCUGCAGCUGACAACAGCGACCCCACCUGCCAUUACCUUCAGGGCCUCCUCUGGAAGAGAACCCAUUCUCAGAGUGCAGCCAGGGAGGAACCUGACCCAAGAGUAAAUGUCUGCAGAGAGAUGGAUGGAUGGAUGGAUGGAUGGAUGGAUGGAUGGAUGGAUGGAUGGGGUGGGGGAGGGAAGGAAAGGAAGGAGAAAGGAGGGAAUACUGGCUCCAUCUUUGAGAGCUCUGGUGGGCAGGGCAGAAACGGGCCACAGUGCUCAACCCGGACACCCUCACGAAGGGUCGCAAGUCACUCUUGUGGCUCAGAUUGCUCUUAGGACCUGGAGGGACAGACCAGAAUCAGGGUCCCCUCCUUCACCCCCGAGUUCCUUACUGUUCCCCCAAGCCUGGGAGCGGUCUAUCCCCCAACCCUGCCAUCUCCCUUACUCAUCCCUCUUCUACACCUUCCCCUUUCUAGCCCCCUCUGCCCUACCUGUCUUUCCUGAGUGAGGGGAGAGAGAGACCCACAUCUCCCCAAAGAGAUGAGCUUUUGGGGCACAACAUCCCCCCAUAGGCCCCCUCACCUGACAACACCUCCUACCUGGCCCCUUGCCAAAUCCCAAGCAGAAUUAGCAACAGGAAAAGCAAAGCCCCAGGAGAGACAUUCUACUAUAUAUACUCUUCUAUAUAUUCUGUUUCUAUUGUAUAUUCACUCUGUACAUGUGGGUGUAAAUGCUGUUAAAUGACAAACCCAAUAUUAUACUGUGGCUGGUGGACUAUUUUCAUCCUCAGUGCUGUACAGAUCUAUUUUCAUUGUAUAUUUGAUAUAUUUUUAAUUUUGUAGCGUGUGGCUGGGCCAGGCCCCAGCGGGAGGGGCUGAGCUGGGGCUGUGUGCUUGCUAGGUGUGGGCGUGCUAGUGCUCGUUGUAGCCUUUUGCUGUGUCUUUGCUGUGUGUUAGACGUAGGGCCUAGAGCUCGGGGUGUGUGUGUGCGUGCUGUGUGUAUGGUGUGCACAUACGUGAGUGUGGGUGUGUGUAGCGUGCUGAUCUGUGACUCCCAGUGUUCACCACCUUCCUGAAGACCACGCUUCCUCCCCCUGCCUCCUCCUCCUCCUCUUGGCUCUAUCGGGAGCCUCAGGGCCGGCAGGGUGCCUCGGGAGCCCCCUGCUAUGGGGAAAGGCAUGUGUUUCUUGCUGGUGACUCAUUGCCUUCACACCACUGGGUUUGCCAGAAACAGGGAAGGAGGGCGUUAAGGGGAAAAAAAAAAAAAAAUCCUCAAAUUUAUUUACCAGUCAGCUUCUUGCUGUUCCCAGUAGAAUCGCUAGCUCUUCUCCAGAGGAAAAGUACUAGGAUUCUUAAGAUGGCGAGACCCCAAGAGGGAUCUCAUAGCACUGCUGCAUUUGCCGUUGACGCAGUCCUGACAGUGUUUGAAAAGGGCCGCCUGCCCCCUCCCCACUGUGCUUCUGACGCCUUUGGAGUCAAAGGCAGGUGGGGUCACCUGAUGAGCUAAGAUCCAGCCCCAGAAUCCUGGAGGAGCAGGAGGUAGCAGGAGAGGACCAGGUCCCCAAGUCCCUUCACAGGGUCCCCACCCCCACUGGCUUUGGUGCUGUCCACACAGUGCCCACCAGAAGGCAGAGGGAACUCCAGGGCAGGGAUGUGCCUGAAAGAGUCAACAGUCCCCUGAUCCCCUACCUGUGCCUGCCCUCCAGCCCCAUCACCAGCUUCUUGCUCAGGGAGCCUUCCGCCCUCCUCACUGAGGCAACAUGAAGCCCAAGGCCCAGAUGGUGGCUGAACAGGUAGGGCAAAUCAGUUAAUGCCAGUGAGGUCGGCUUCUGCCCUCCAGCAAUACAUGUGCAGGGGUUGCUGCUUUCCCAGUGCCAGGAGAACCCCCGCUCCGAGUCAGCCUGUGUGGGCAUGCGGCUGGGGCCCAGGAGCCAUGGUCCCAGGCACUGCACAGGCCUGCAGUAUUACCAGGGAGAGGGGCUGCUUUUCUGCCCUUCCUCACCCCCACCCCCCACCCCACUCCCCCAGAGUACUCCCCACUGUGAAAAGAGCUGGAAACUAAACCAGUUAGAAUGAACCUGGCUCCCUGAGCAUCCCUGGAUCCUUCAGAUAGGCCCUGAAAUGUGAGGUCUGCUGCUUCACUGGGGCCCGAUGACUUUGGCUGGGGGAGGGGGCCUAGGGCCCCUUCUAAUUGAAAGCUCUGCUUUGUACAGACCCAAGCAUACACACCAGGCCGUCAGUUUGGGUUCUGGCAUAAGUUCAGAACAAUUCAAGUCCAUGUGUCCCGUGGCUGGUCAGAGCCCUGGGUCAAAACCACUCAGCCCAGGGGAGGGGAUGAGGCAUUGUCACCGUAGACCCCUCUUCCUCUCUCCCCCACCAUGGUGUGCAAUAAAGUGUCUGUUCUUACCAAA